CCCGCAGUACCCAACUUGGGACGGUCGUAGCUCUCACAAACUAGUGUUGUCUAUCGCCGAACUCUGCGUGCUGUAUUUCAUGCUCCAUUGCCUUCACAACUCGCGUAAGUCGUCGACAUGAACAAAAAUCAGUAUGAGCAAGAGAAGGAAAUUCGGGAGUUGCUACGUCGGGCCGACCGACAUGCAGACAGGACGGGAAAUCUGCGGAGAGAAACCUUGCGACGACUUAUAGAGCUGGCUCAUUCUCCUUCACCGGCGCUGAAAAGCUUAGUUGCCUCGAACAUCAAGUAUUAUAUCAAGGACUUCCCGGAUUUGGAGGAUGAUGCUAUAAACGCUGUCUAUGAUCUAUGCGAAGACCCCAUAUCAAAGAUACGGAUAGAGGGAUACCACGCCAUUGUUCAGGUGUCAAGAGAGCAGAGGAAAUUUAUUAAGAGGAACGCGGAUGUGCUGGUGCAAUUGCUUCAAAGUGACGAACCCGCUGAGGUAGUCGUUGUGAAGAAGGCCCUGCUAGAGCAUAUUGACAUGGACCCCCGUGUAACGCUGGGGGUCCUCUGCGAUCAAGUAGUACCGCAUGAAGAGCCUAUGGACGAGGAAGAACAGGCAAUACGGGAACGACUACGAUCACUCGUCUUAGCCUUUCUCACGGGAGAAGCCAAGCGAUCCAUUAUUGAGCGCCAUGCAGCUGAUCCGGAGUGCGAACGCGUCCUCGUCGAAGGCCUUUCACCGGCGAUUUCGAGGUUAUCCUUCCCUGACGUUGACCUUAUUGUCCGAAACAUCCUCCUGGCUCUCCCCUCAUACCGCUCAUAUUCAUCCAGUGGCGACAAGCUUAUCCAGUCUAUCUUAGCAAGAGCACGGUCGAUCCUCGCGCAGGAGCUACGGCCAUCUGGAGGUCUCCUGUCCCUCCCGUCAACUCGGCAGUAUCUUAAUCUUGCGGCAUUCGUUUCUCUUGAACGGCAUGCGGCUCAGCCGCUCCACCUUGUGCGCUUUUAUUGCACUACCCUCCUUAACCGGAUGGCGUUAUCAAGGCUGGAAAGUGGCGUUCAAACGGCUAUUAUCCACGACUUUGCUGAAGCUUUGGAAGCUUCCACUUCUGACAACGCCCGACCCAAGAACCCGGUGUCGGAGGAAAUACUAUCUGUGCGCAAUCAAGCCGUGGAUGCGUCUGUCAUUCUAUUUGAGAGGCUUGCAGAGUCAGGAUUACGAGAGAAGACGUGGGACGACUGCCGGAAGCUUAUCCGGGCUGUCUCUCAGCGCAAGCAGGAAAACGAUUGGUCGCCACCAAUUCCCGUGGUCGCAGCAAUGCGCAAGAUUCAGGCUCUCGCACGGUCGGAAGACCAUGCUCAGGACAUUCAAGACCUUAUAAGGUCCUUGUUAUCUACACCCAAGCCGCCUCUCACGCAGUCGGCAUCUGAUACUAACAUCGUAGAAGGUAAAACGAACAAGGUUAGCGGGCCUGUCAUCCUCAAGCGCAAGAUCGAGCACAGAGACGAAGGGGUUCCACCUCGACCAGCAUCUGUAGUACCCUCAGUACCGAGCCAAAAUGGAGGUCCCAGCAACCGUGCGACAGACGUAACACGCAAGACGGUCCCGACGGCGAGAGGCGAUGCGCGUUCCAGUAACGCGAGCUGGGACAUUCCCCCUCAUGCAAAUAAGAGGGCGAGGACGGACAGCGGGAGCAAAACGCCGUCUUUGUUGAGUCGCCUCAGCACUGCUCCAUCGCAUCCGGGCGCGGAACAUGGACUCCCGCCAAAGCCUGAACUUCAGAUUCGAGGAAGAGGGAGUCAAGUCCGACCGCGUUCACCCCAACCAGACAAGAGUCUCUCCGGGGGUCUCAGCAUUAAGGGUGCGGCCCGGGCUGCAACUCGGAACAGCGGUGAGGGGCCGCCUCCGUCUCGGACGUCGCUGUUGGAUAGGCUCUCUGCAGGUGGCAAUGAUUCAUUAGCGGAGAGGAUAGAAGGGGAUGUGGGGAAUAGGAAACAGAAGAGGGGGAGGGGGGUCUGAUCGUUCCUGUCUGGGUUCCGAGUGUAACAGGUAUCAGGAUGUUCUUGAAUACAGAUGACAAGACUGCCGUCGGGUUAUCGCAGCUUCA
Molecule: messenger RNA, 2089 nt
Organism: Gloeophyllum trabeum ATCC 11539
Lineage: Eukaryota; Fungi; Basidiomycota; Agaricomycetes; Gloeophyllales; Gloeophyllaceae
Exons: 8
Coding region: 118-2001 (627 amino acids)
Biological process (GO): negative regulation of apoptotic process
Cellular component (GO): nucleus
Molecular function (GO): RNA binding
Source: RefSeq, a predicted model, not a curated record